GCCCUCGCGUUCAUCGCUGUUCUACACAGUCUACACGCCGUCAAGCGAACCUUUCUCGCUGAUUGACCUCAAAAAGGGCCCCGUCAAAGAUGUCGGUGGCCAGCAGAAACCCUUUCGCCAUUCUGGAAGAGGACCAAGCCUCUAGGCCGUCCACUCCCGCAGCUCCUGCCCCUAAGGAAUCUGCACCUACAACUGCUGCUCCUACGCGUGGUGGCACCCGAGGCCGCGGCGGGCCCGCUUCCAGGGGCGGAAGGUAUUACCAGAGAGGAGGCAAGUCUUCUGUCACUCGCGAAGAGGGUGGUGAAGCUACUGCCGAUGAUGGUGCAGGUGAGGCUCCCAAGAGGCGGGCCGAAGGUGAAGUUCGUGGUCGUGGACGAGGCCGUGGUCGUGGUGAUCGUGCCCGUGGACGCGGUCGCGCAUUUGACAGGCACAGUUCUACCGGCAAGACCGACUCCGAGAAGAAGGUCCACCAGGGCUGGGGAGGUGAUGAGGCUACCUCUGAGCUGCAGGUCGAGACCGCCGCUGAAACUGAUGCCGCCGUCGAGGGUGCUGCUGACACCGGAGGUUGGGGCCCUACUCCAUCUGCUGACGCUUGGGGUGCUCCCGCUGAAGAGGCUGCUAUUCCCGCUUCCCCUGCUGAGGGUGAGAAGGCUGAGGGCCGCAAGCCUCGCGAGCGCCAGGAGGAGGAAGAGGACAACACCCUUACCCUCGACCAGUACCUCAAGAAGCAGACCGAGAGCAAAUUAGAGAUUGUUCCCAAGCUGGAGGUCCGAAAGCCCAAUGAGGGCGACGAAUCCAUCUGGAAGGAUGCCGUCGUCGUCGGCAAGAAGGAGGAGGAGGAAGGUGCCUACUUUGUUGGAAAGAGCAAGACCGCUGCACCCAAGCCACGUGCUAAGAAGGAAGAAAAGGUCUUCCUCGAAAUUGAUGCUCGCUUCGAGCGUCCUCGUGGAGGCCGUGGACGUGGCGAACGUGGUGGUGAUCGUGGGGAGAGGCGAGGUGGUCGUGGUCGUGGCGGCCGCGGCCGUGCCAAUGGCAGCCACGCGCCCGCUGCCGUCAACGUUGACGACGAGACUGCCUUCCCCUCCUUGUCCUAAAUCGUGUACGACGCACGACAGUCCCGUGUGAUCGAUAGCCGUAAAACCAAGUUUGAAGAAUCCCGACGUGGUUUGAAAGAAUGUUCACCGUCUGAACAUGCUCGUUCUCCCUCAUCCCCAUCUCUGUUGCAUAUAUACUACCUGCAUUUCCGUCGUGUCGUUUCGUCUGUUAUUCGUUCCUCUCUCCGUCCGUCUCGUGUUCUUGUCUCUUUCUGUGGUAGCGAUCGCUGGUGUCCACGCAUGCAUUGUUCAAUCAAAACUGCAGGGUUUAUGUCCGUAUGAUAUCCUACAAUUCUCGUGUUUCGCCACGAUUAUAGUGCUGUUGUAUUUGAAAGCGACUUGAACUUUUUAUAUAAGUCAACGUUAAGUC
Somion occarium is the source of this 1464-nucleotide messenger RNA. NCBI's taxonomy places the organism in Eukaryota, Fungi, Basidiomycota, Agaricomycetes, Polyporales, Cerrenaceae. The record is from the annotation of a GenBank genome assembly.